ACAUCCAAGGACCAGUACCCGGUCAAGAAUUUGUCGUUGAUUCUAUCAGUUUAACAGCUGUUACAAUUGUUCAGGUUACUGGCCCAGGUCAGAAUUUUCUUCUAAACCCAGAUUUUGAACAAGGUACUGUAGGAUGGGAACCAUGUUGGGGAUUCCAUUGUGAAAUUAUCACUGAUGCCCAUACUGGUAGCAAAGCUAUGAAGGCUUCUGGCAGAACUCAGUAUUAUCAAGGACCAACACAGAUUGUACAGGGAUUAAAACAGAAUAGUUUGUAUGCUGUUGAAGCUUAUGUUAAAUUACUAACAGAUAAACCAGGAGAUGUAGUCGGACAAAAUAUAGAAAUUAAUUUUGCUUUUGGAUUCUCAGACAAAACCACAGCUUACAUCGGAGUCGCUGGUCGGUCAAUGGUGUUGACUAAAGAUGGUUAUGUUAAAAUGAUAGGCGAUCUGGUAACACCAAGUAAAGCAUUCAUCAGUGCAAGAUUUUAUUUCCAAGGACCAAUACCCGGUCAGGAAUUUGUUGUUGAUUCCACCAAGAUAACAUCUUUACCAGAAACCAGUGAUUAUUUAACUACAACCAAUCAGGUCAUCAACCAAAAGAGGAAGAGCAAUAUUAAUGUCAAAGUAACUACAGCUGCUGGAAUUGAUGUCAAUCAACUACAGAUUCAGAUUAAUCAAGUGAAGAAAGGGUUUCCCUUUGGAACUGCUGUAGCCUGUGAUGAAUAUGUGAGUGGUGAUCAACGAUACCAAGAUUUUAUUAACGCACAUUUUAACUGGGCUGUCACUGAAAACGCCUUAAAAUGGGGUCAGAUGGAGAGACAACCUGGUGUUCUACGGAAUGAAACCGCCAUUGCUGCCUUGAAGAAACUGAAAAGUCACGGAAUAAAAAUUCGUGCCCAUAACAUGUUUUGGUCUGUUCCCAAGUUUGUACAGUCAUGGGUUAAAGCCCUAACUCCAACAGACCUGAGGAAAACAGUUGUAAACAGGAUACACACAGUGAUGGGUCAAACACAAGGCUUAGUAGAACAUUGGGAUGUCAAUAACGAGAAUUUACAUGGACAGUAUUACCAAGAGAAGCUUCAAGAUAGAGAUUUUAAUUUGGAUCUUUUCCGAAUGGCCCACCAAUUUGAUCCUACAGUAAAACUGUUUUUAAAUGAUUAUACAGUGGUAGCACAAGGUGGUUUCACAGGUGCUUACCUAGCACAAGCUUUAAAGUUUAAAAAUUCUAAUACUGGUAUUUAUGGAAUUGGCGUUCAGUGCCAUUUUCCGGCAAACAGCGCUCCUAACCCUACCUUAAUCAAAGCACAUCUUGAUACACUAGCUCAAGCCGGUCUACCUAUCUGGGUAACAGAACUCGACGUAUCUAGUACAGACGAAAAUGAGAGAGCUGAUUGGUAUGAAACUGCCCUGAGAGCUUUUUAUGGCCACCCUGCUGUGGAAGGUAUAAUGUUCUGGGGUUUCUGGAGUAAUCGCCAGUCUCGAGGUGUUCCAGGUUCUUUAGUAACUGGGGAUGAAUUUAGGAUAAAUCCAGCUGGCCAGCGUGUCCUUGACCUAUUUGAGAACCAAUGGAUGACCAAAGAAUCUAAAAUUGGCACUGAGGCGGGACAACCAUUCACUGUUAGGGGUUUCCAUGGUGACUAUGAGGUCAAGGUUAUAUAUAAUGGAAAAGAAAGAAGUGACCUGAAACAGACCUUUACCCUUGACCCCAAUGAUCAAACCAUUAAUAUAAAUGUACAAUGAAUGUAUUAAAAAUUUAACUGUAAAUUAAA
Messenger RNA from Patella vulgata (common limpet), 1768 nucleotides. RefSeq lists its product as uncharacterized. NCBI's taxonomy places the organism in Eukaryota, Metazoa, Mollusca, Gastropoda, Patellidae. Gene Ontology annotation, molecular function: hydrolase activity, hydrolyzing O-glycosyl compounds. Gene Ontology annotation, biological process: carbohydrate metabolic process. The transcript is spliced from 12 exons. The coding region runs from base 198 to 1739 and encodes 513 amino acids. The record is from RefSeq and is a predicted model, not a curated record.